Mercenaria mercenaria is the source of this 2628-nucleotide messenger RNA. RefSeq lists its product as uncharacterized. NCBI's taxonomy places the organism in Eukaryota, Metazoa, Mollusca, Bivalvia, Venerida, Veneridae. The coding region runs from base 94 to 1530 and encodes 478 amino acids. The record is from RefSeq and is a predicted model, not a curated record. The transcript has 3 exons.
AAGACUUGAAAAUGUUGAUAUCAAAUCGGUUUUACAUAAUUUAGUUGAGACAUCAGUGACUGAAUAAUUGGUCAUUAACACACAGAGAAUAAAAUGCACGUAAGCCGCUCAAGUUCUGCAUUUAGCUCGACUGUUGUUCAGAAUCAUGGCGGAAUUAACUACCCACUGCGCCAGGAGAUACACAGAAGUGUCAGUCAGCAGUUCAUGUAUAACUAUGGACCCCAUCCGGCAAUACGCAACCCAGUUUUCAUACCAGAAGCCAUCGAAUAUCAGCCACGGGCGAUAGGUUAUGGACCGACGAUCACCCGACCUAAUCCAGAACUUGAAGCUGGAGGCUAUGGUCAUCCAAAUGAAGGAUACGUACAAAACGAACCUAUUACACCCGUUAUCAUGAGAGGCCAAGGAAAGUCUAGAACUGACGAAGAAGGGCAAGCAAAAAGCGCUGACGAAACAGAAGAAGCAAAGAACCACAGAAUGAAAAUUCCAGUAUUCACCAUUUUAAAACGAAUUUUCUCUGCGUUGCUGAUUAUUGGGGACGUCUUCAUAGAUUGGACGUCCUUCGCUGAUGUGAUAAUGGGAACGACUUCUGACAAGGCGAAUGAAAAGUUUGCUUUCUCUUUUCCAAAACGAGAUGAAGUAAUAGCUUUAAUAAACAACAGCAGAUCAAAGAGCAUGGAAUGCAGUUUUCCGAAAUAUAACACCUAUUAUCUUACGUUUUCCUACGGCAUUUUCGUACUGCUCGGCACAUUGUUCACGAUUGUCAAAUUGCUGAACAUCAUUGGAGAAACCGUACGUGAAAUUGGAGAAAGGGACCAGAAACAAAAGAGGAAAAGAAAGAAAUCGGGAGAAAAGAAAUUGAAGUCUGUUGGGUUUCAAAUACUUCACGGCUGGAUGGAAACGUUUCUAGCGCUUCUCUUCGAAGAUCUUCCACAGAACUUAACAUUAAUGCUGUACUCGUGGACAUGUAAAGGUAAAGCCUUAAAUUCAUCCAAAGUAUUCGUUUCAAUGAUUGGCUCUUCUGUGAAAAACAUGGUUCGAAAAUCAACAUGUAAGCAGAAAAGUGCGUGCGCCUGCUGUCUUUACAGGUAUGACUGCGGUUGCUUGAAUUUCACGUGUUGCUCAUUAAUUUGCUGUUCGUGCCUAAAAGCGGCUCAAAAUUUUUAUCCCGACGGGAGCUUAAUUGCAUAUGGCAACAUGAUGCCUAUCGAAGAUGUAGAGGACGAUUGCAUAUGUUGUAAAUGCGUUAACCUUGAGUGGGGAUAUGAAAUGAAUUUUCCUCCCUUAUGCUCUUGUGGCCGUUGUAUCUGUAUCAGACAGAUGGGUUGCUUUAUGAAUGAGUUUGAAGAGAGUGCGUGCUGUAAGCUGGACUGUUACGGCUGUUGUGGGAAGAGAAUUGACAAAGAUCCGGUAUGGGUAGAGAAAUAUAUCACUCGAAUGCAAAUGGGUAACAUUGUCAUAAUUAUCGUGUAUUAUUUUAAAGACACUUUAAUUAACUUUAUUUUUCGCAUCUUCGCCGGCUUAAUAUUUUGAAGCGGGCAAUGUGUCAUGCAUUUGAUGUUUUCUACAGACAAUUCCUUCAUUGUAUACAAUUUAAAUGUAUAUUUUUGACAUAUACACGGAAGCACCAAAGUACUUACUAUGACAUAUAUGAGCCAUGUCAUGAGAAAACCAACAUAAUGGGUUUGUGACCAGCAUGGAUCCAGACCAGCCUGCGCAUCCGCGUAGUCUGGUCAGGAUCCAUGCUGUUCGCUAACUGUUUCUAUAAUUGCAAGAUGCUUUGAAAGCGAACAGCAUGGAUCCUGACCAGACUGCGCGCAAAGCCAUUAUGUUGGUUUUCUCAUGGCGCGGCUCAUAUACUCAGAUCUAUCUUAUGAUCACAAUGUAUGAAUUGAUUUUCGUGGAUAGACGCUUUUUAAUUUGCAUUGCUUCAACAUUAGUUCAAUCAACAAUUGUAUAUAGUUUUUAUUAGUCGAUAACAGUGACUAUUUUUCCACUGCACUUAUAUUCUAAUAUACUAUCAUUUUUAGGGACAAAACACUUUUUAGUUCAUAAAUUUAGUGAACAUUCGAAAGGCGGUGGCAUCGGGAUUAAACUAUUAAAGAUGUCAACAAAAUAUCUCGGAAGAAACAUGAUGUUGUACUAUUUCAUUAUUGUAAGGAGUCAGUAGGAAUAUAAUUAUAAACAAUAAAAGGAGGUGUCUGCCACCUUAAUUAGCUGUAUUCCAUUUGGGUUCAUGAUGUAUGUUUUCAAACAAACUUCUAGUAUUUGUUUAACCAUCACAGUAUCAGUUUUUAAGUGUCGUGUGGCGGCCGUAAAAUGCCACUCCACCCUCAACGUUUUAUAUUUUCCUUUUUCUUUGGAGCUAGGGAAUCUAUUCAACAUAUCUGUAAAACAGAGUUCCGCUUAAGCUGGCGCUAUGGGCGUGAGUGGUGUUGAACAUCCUAUUACCUCUCGUAAACAAAUUCAGACUCCAUCUAACUGAGUCCGCACAAUUUUGUUUGAAUGGUUGUUGUAUAUGUUAUAUUUAUGUCAAAUGUUUGCUUCGUCCAUUAUUGUUAUUUGAUCAUGUAACUGCAGUGUACACAUUGAUUAUAAUUUCAUAAUUAUAUUAAAUACAAUAACAGUAAA